UUCACGCUUUUCGUCGCCCAGGCCGCUUUCAAAUGAAUUUCUAUUGCUCCUGGGGCUUGUAAUUCUGCAGGGGAAAAAUAGAUUGAUGGUUAGAUCUGCAAAAUACAUUUCUUUCGUGCAAUGCGGAAUGUUGCGGUAAAGAGGAAGUAGAUUCUAAGCAUCAUUCUUCUGGAAACGAAGCAACGUGCCGCUAGCCGUCAUGUCCAAACCUCCCAACAAAAAGUUGAACAAACUGAAUUUGACUAUAGCCCCAUCAACUACGGUGCCUGAUCCAGUAUUACCUAACGAUGCUGCUGGCAUUGGCUCGCAAAAAGUGGAGGAGAUACGAAAGAAAUUCGAUGAAUUGAACUUGGAUUCCUUACAGCGCGAGAGGUUAGAGGCGUUUCUAGCUGAAAAGAGGAAAAUUGGCGAAUUGAACGCUGAAGAUUUUGAAAAAUUGGCCGAAUUAGGCGCAGGAAAUGGUGGCGUCGUGACAAAGGUUUUGCACAAGCCGAGCGGUCUGAUAAUGGCUCGUAAGCUAAUUCAUUUGGAAAUUAAACCGGCUAUAAGGAACCAGAUCAUCAGAGAACUGAAGGUUUUACACGAUUGCAACUCACCCUACAUCGUUGGAUUUUAUGGGGCCUUUUACAGUGAUGGAGAAAUCUCUAUUUGUAUGGAACACAUGGAUGGUGGCUCCCUGGACCAAAUUUUGAAAAAAGCUGAUCGAGUACCAGAGGAUAUUUUGGGAGUUAUCACAAUUGCUGUUUUAAAAGGUUUAAGCUACCUUAGAGAUAACCACAAUAUUAUACAUAGAGGUAUGUAUUAUAACCAUGGUAAAUAGUUUGUGGUACUGAACUGAGUGUUCCAUCCAGAAGGGAACCUCCUUCUAUCAAUGAGUGCUACAGUAUACAUCAAUGUAACAAUGCAAAUCAUGUGUUUUUCACCAUGGUUAUCAUGAUAAGUGAUUAACAAACAUUUGAUUGUUUGUCUCUGAGUUCUCAGUACAAUUGUAGGUCAAGCUGUUAAUUAAAGAGGGGGGUAGUUUUACUGCUAUAUUGCUAGUUUUUUUCAGGGAUGAGGUCGAAUGAUUACGCGUUACUAUUUGCAAGCACGAUUGUUUGUUGCUUUUGCCACUUAGAUUGAAAUGGGUAACCAUUCACUCCCAUUUCUUGACAAAGAUAAGAAUCAAAGCAGUUGAAAUAUUGCAUUCCUUAAUUGAUGGCUUUUCCUUUGUAAUUGAUAGACCCAAAGUCAUGAGACAAAUGAUUAAACAAAUUAAUUUUAAUUACCGUUUGUACAA
Stylophora pistillata is the source of this 1279-nucleotide messenger RNA. RefSeq names its product dual specificity mitogen-activated protein kinase kinase 2-like. Gene Ontology annotation, biological process: protein phosphorylation. Lineage: Eukaryota; Metazoa; Cnidaria; Anthozoa; Scleractinia; Pocilloporidae. The record is from RefSeq and is a predicted model, not a curated record. Gene Ontology annotation, molecular function: protein kinase activity; ATP binding.